Molecule: messenger RNA, 1693 nt
Organism: Exophiala mesophila
Lineage: Eukaryota; Fungi; Ascomycota; Eurotiomycetes; Chaetothyriales; Herpotrichiellaceae
Exons: 3
Coding region: 291-1364 (357 amino acids)
Source: RefSeq, a predicted model, not a curated record
GUCCAAUCCAUCCACUAUCUGCACGUCCUCACAGCCCGUGCUCUUCUUUAUCAACAUCAACAGCGCCUUCAACAAUCCAAUCUCUUGUUUGCGUAGACGGCCCCUUCCUUACUCUCGCUCGCAUACCUAUCCCCAUCCGAUUCCUUCUUGGUCCAUUCGUCUCAUCCUUGCUCUAACUGCAUCUUGAACGUCGGUUACCUCACUGAAAUCCGUGCCUUCCAGCAUCUACUCUCCUCUCUUCCUACCCCUUCCUCUUGCCAUCAACGAUUAUAGUUACCUCGUCCGACAUCAUGUCGAGAACCUCGAAAGAAUCCACUCACAAUUCUUCCAAAAAAGACAUCGAGCUCGACCCCAAGUACGAUCACUAUGAGUUCCCUACCAUCGCCCCCGGCAAUCAACCUGGUCAUCCAGGAAGCACCACCAAAGAGCAGGAUGCUCAAGUAUUUCAGCUGAGAGCCAUGUUAGAACAGGAGGGCUACUCUACCAGGCUGGACACUUUAACUCUCCUCCGCUUUUUGCGGGCACGCAAAUUCAAUGUUCAGGCUAGCAAACAAAUGUUCGUCAACAACGAGAAGUGGCGAAAGGAAUUCGGAACCGACGAUCUCGUUCGAACUUUCAAAUACACCGAGAAGCCACAGAUGUUUGAAUACUACCCCCAGUACUACCACAAGACUGACAAGGAUGGUCGACCUGUUUAUAUUGAACAGUACGCCAAAAUUGACCUCAACGCCAUGUACAAGAUCUCCACCGCAGACAGAAUGGUGCAAAACUUGGUGGUCGAGUACGAGAAAAUGGCAGAUCCUAGGCUCCCUGCAUGCUCUCGAAAAUCUGGCCACUUGCUUGAGACCUCCUGUACUAUCAUGGAUAUGAAGGGCGUCGGAGUUGGCAAAAUUUCCUCGGUCUACGGCUACCUGAAACUCGUCAGUUCCAUCUCCCAGGACAACUAUCCUGAGCGAUUGGGGAAGCUCUACAUCAUCAAUGCGCCUUGGGGUUUCAGCAGUGUCUUCAGCUUUAUCAAGGGAUUCCUUGAUCCUGUCACUGUUGCCAAAAUCCAUGUGCUUGGGUCGGGCUAUCUCACCGAGCUGCUUCAGCAAAUUCCGGCCGAGAACUUGCCCAAAACCCUUGGGGGCAAAUGCGAGUGUGAAGGAGGAUGCGAGUACAGCGACGAGGGCCCUUGGAAUGAUCCUGAAUGGGCCAAACCACCAAAAUGGGCACAGGAACCGACGCAGGAGGAGAAUGUGGUCAAGCCAGCUCCGAUUGAUGGCGCCCAAGACCCUCUCGAGCAAAAGACUGAUCCUACUCCGGCUACUGCUUCAUCAGAGAUCGAAAAUCCACCUCAGGAGCCCUCCAAGAUUCAACAAUAGUGCUCUGUGAUAUCACAGGAUAUACUGGCCUAGUAAACAUUGGUCUGCGGGGGGAGUCGUGCGGCAUCAGCGACAUGUACAGAUCUUGUCACUGGUUCAUCAAUCCUCCUACGAAUUUGACAUUGGGGUGAGUGAGCGUUGAGCACUGGAAAUAUUCUACACAGCUCCGCCACGCCGACGGGUUUAUUUGUUCUGUUUAGAGCGAGAGGACUUGGAGAUGCAGUUGCAGCACUUUGUAGUGGUAUCAAAAAUGGUCAUGCUAUACAGGCACGAUCAGCAGCCUACUUGUAGAUCUUCUCACUCAAAUUCCAUGGCCACAGUCCUUGCAC